GAGGAAUGAAAAAAGAAAACGCCAGAUCACAUGACCGCCUCCGUUAUUUCCUGCAGCCGCCGCCGCUCGCUCCUGCGACAGCACAGCACUGGUGUGGCCGCUGUGAACGCACGUUAACGGAAAGAAAAAGCACUCUGCACGUACUGAAGGCCUCUGCCAUACUGUAAACCCCGUUGCAGUCACACGGACGACGGAUAUACACACGCCUAUAGCCCUUUUCUAAUCUUAGUUUCUUUCCUUUUGUUUGAACGUUAAAAAGCCAGUCCUCAUAAUGGCGACAGCUGCGGUGUCUGCCCCUGCUGGCUGCGGCCCCAGCCCCGGGCCGGGAACGGAGCUCGUCCGCGGGCAGGCUUUCGACGUCGGGCCUCGAUACAGCAACCUCUCGUACAUCGGGGAGGGAGCCUACGGGAUGGUGUGCUCUGCCUAUGACCGGGACAACAAGAUACGUGUGGCCAUAAAAAAGAUCAGCCCUUUUGAGCACCAGACGUACUGUCAACGCACCCUGAGAGAGAUCAAAAUCCUUCUGCGCUUCAAACACGAGAACAUCAUCGGUAUCAAUGACAUUAUCCGCACACCAACCAUUGACCAGAUGAAGGAUGUAUAUAUUGUCCAGGAUCUCAUGGAGACAGACCUGUACAAACUCCUGAAGACUCAACAUCUGAGCAACGACCACAUCUGCUACUUCCUCUACCAGAUCCUACGAGGGCUUAAGUACAUCCACUCAGCCAACGUCCUGCACCGCGACCUGAAGCCCUCCAACCUUCUGCUCAACACCACCUGUGACCUCAAGAUCUGUGACUUUGGUUUGGCUCGUGUGGCUGACCCUGACCACGAUCACACUGGGUUCCUAACAGAGUAUGUGGCCACUCGUUGGUAUCGAGCACCUGAGAUUAUGCUCAACUCCAAGGGCUAUACCAAGUCCAUAGACAUCUGGUCAGUGGGUUGCAUCCUGGCUGAGAUGUUGUCAAACAGGCCAAUCUUUCCUGGGAAGCACUACUUGGAUCAGCUCAACCACAUUUUGGGGAUCCUGGGUUCACCCUCUCAGGAGGAUCUCAACUGCAUCAUCAACAUUAAAGCCAGAAACUAUCUCUUGUCACUCCCUUUGCGCUGCAAAGUGCCAUGGAACCGCCUCUUCCCCAAUGCUGAUCCAAAAGCUCUGGACCUGUUAGACAAGAUGUUGACCUUUAACCCUCACAAGAGGAUCGAGGUGGAGGAGGCUCUGGCGCACCCCUACCUGGAACAAUAUUACGACCCUACAGAUGAGCCUGUUGCUGAGGCCCCAUUCAAGUUUGACAUGGAGCUGGAUGACCUACCCAAAGAGACACUGAAGGAGCUCAUCUUUGAAGAAACUGCACGUUUCCAGCCCGGCUUCAGGUCCUAACAUCUCACAUAGAUGAAUCUGGAUUGGCUUCUCCAUUGCCACUGCUCCUCCCCGCCUCUACACCGUUUUGUUUUUUGUUUUUGUGUUUUGGCUUUAGUUUUUAUUUCCCUCUCCAGUUGCUAACAUCACCUGGAUUCCUUGGAUCUCACUUGUCAAGUCCACUUUGCUCAGGAAUGGCGUCAGGAAUCAAUCAGUCAUAUGGUCUCUCUCUUUUUUUUCUCUCUCUCUCUCUCUCUCUCUGAGGUGAGGAGUGAGGGCUGAGGAGUGAGUUUUAAGCCAAGAUAAACAACUGUUUGUGUGUCUCAAAGGCAUUUGGUUCUGGCUGUUCCUAUUCAAGACCUUUUAAUGUCCAGUCAGAUGACUGGACAGCUAGCUGUUGUGUUUUUUGGUGCAGCUGUUGUGGUGAUAACUCUUGUCUACAUUGCACAAACAAUGGUAGAUUACAUAUAAGAAUCAUCCAGCAUUUAAAACAAAAAGGUCUUGAAUUUUUUUUUUUAUCUUUGUUGCACUGUUAUGAGGGAUACCAAGAUUUGUCUGUUUUCUCUCUGUAUAUCUUUGAACAAAAGAAAAGCCUGAAUUAAAUCUUAAAUGGGGAAAAAAAACAAAACAGAUUUAUGCAAUGAAGUCACAUAAUCAGCCAGAGAGGCCACAAGCCAUCACUUGGUGUUGAGGAUCUAUAUUUUAUUAAAGACCCUGUAUUUUAAUCUUCAGCAUGCGCGCGUGCGCACACACACACACACACACACACACACACACGGCCCAAAUGCAAAUACUGAAAUAUGAAUAUAUACAUCUAUAAAUAUAGUCUAAAGAGUCUUAAGAUAUUUUAAUGACAAGAGUGAUGAAGGAAGGUGAAUUAGAUGAGUUUAUAGCCUUUUUGUUUUUCUUAAAAACAAAAGAAAAUGCCCGUUUUCACUUCUCAUCAGCUUCAGUAAGAUGUUAGUUUGUAUAGGAAUGCACCAAAUUGCAGGUGCGGCAAAAAGGAUUCAUAAUCACUUUCUGCCUAAGCCAUGGGAGACUAACGGAAAAGUCUGUCUGGUUCAUACAGCUCUGUAUGCACAUUAUCAUAGUGUCAGACAGGGGGAAAUUUACCACUUUACGACAAGAAUUCAGUUAUCACGCAGAACUUGUUUUGUCUGAAGGAAGUGUUGUUGUGCCUCCCUUUUCUUCCUGUUCCGUGUUUUCUCUUUUCUUCUCCAGUCUCUGUUAACCUCUCUCUCUCUCGCCUUGUUAGAAGAAUACUGUGCCCUUUGCAUGACUGUUAUAAGCUCUGCAUACAAAGACGAUGAUGUUAAGUGCCACACAAGCCGGGCAGAUCCACAGGGAGAGUGCCCAGGCUCCUUCUGUUUUACCGGUACCUUCUGUGGUAUGUCACACUUCUUAAUCCCAUGGUGCUUUCUGCCCUCUUUCUUUCCUUUGUUUCAGCCUUCUCUUCAUCUGUUUUUUUUGUUGUUUAUUUCUACUAAUUAAAAUCUCCUCAUUUUUAGCCAAACUCCAUCUGCAUGGUAGGACAUCUAGUUGUGGUUGCAAACAGGAGAACAACCAUAUAUCUGUAUUUAUACCAAUCACAAAAAAAAAAAACCAAAAAAAAACACCCUGUUUUUUAAACCCCAGAAAAGGGAUCCAGACAUGAUACAGUUGAAAUAAUGCUCAAACGCAUCAGAUUAUGCGUUCCAUUUGGUCCUAACUUUCUUUCUUUUUUUUUUUUUUGCUUUAAAUUGCACAUUAGUUGUCAGAGUCUGUACCAGCAGACAACUGCACUGCUUGUCAGUAGCUGCAGAUUUAAAGG
Messenger RNA from Monopterus albus (swamp eel), 3170 nucleotides. It is a transcript of the gene mapk1, whose product is annotated as mitogen-activated protein kinase 1. Gene Ontology annotation, biological process: protein phosphorylation. The transcript is spliced from 9 exons. The record is from RefSeq and is a predicted model, not a curated record. Gene Ontology annotation, molecular function: MAP kinase activity; ATP binding. Bases 272 to 1381 code for a protein of 369 amino acids. NCBI's taxonomy places the organism in Eukaryota, Metazoa, Chordata, Actinopteri, Synbranchiformes, Synbranchidae.